Prunus armeniaca (apricot) is the source of this 2259-nucleotide messenger RNA. NCBI's taxonomy places the organism in Eukaryota, Viridiplantae, Streptophyta, Magnoliopsida, Rosales, Rosaceae. The record is from the annotation of a GenBank genome assembly.
AUGGAUUUCCCUACACUGUUCGGUGAACAUGUUACUAAAGUUGAUGGGUCAGUCAUGAAUUUUGAGUGGAAUAGGAAGGGACAAGUUACAUUCAUUAAGCACUGCCCUUACAUCACGAUUUGCGAAGCAGGAUUCUUGGGGUAUCCGUUUAUCAGACAAUGGAUACAGGUCCUUACAUACUGUGUCUCACAGCUAUCAUGCAUUAAGUGCCAUUCUUCGCUAACAUCAGGCCAACCAUUUGACCAACACGGCUUGAAGACAGCUGCAAUGGUGUUGACAAGGUCAUAUAAUGCUUUGCAAGGUUGUCCUCUUGUCUUCAAAUUGAUUCCAUCAGUUGGCAUUAUUACCUUUGCCAUAUGGGGUCUUGCACCACUUAUGCGCCUGAGCAGAAAUCUGAUACUUCAUAAAAGUGAUGGUAGUUGGAAAAAGAGUAAUACUCAUUAUGUUACAACCUCGUAUAUUCAACCUAUGCUGCUAUGGAUGGGAGCAAUACUCAUAUGCAGGGCAUUGGAUCCAGUUGUUCUACCUACAGAAGCUAGCCAGAUUGUAAAGCAACGUCUUUUGGAUUUUAUAAGAUCAUUGUCAACUGUUCUGGCAUUUGCCUAUUGUUUAUCAAGUGUGAUUCAACAAGCACAGAAGUAUUUCAUGGAGACUAGUGACUCCGGUGAUACCAGAAAUAUGGGUUUUCAAUUUGCUGGGAAGGCUGUUUACUCUGCAGUAUGGGUUGCUGCUGUUUCAUUAUUCAUGGAGUUGCUAGGUUUCUCUACCCAAAAGUGGCUUACUGCAGGAGGUCUUGGGACAGUAUUACUGACGCUGGCUGGUCGUGAGAUCUUCACAAAUUUCCUGUCAAGUGCAAUGAUUCAUGCGACUCGGCCUUUUGUUGUGAAUGAAUGGAUUCAAACAAAAAUCGAAGGAUAUGAAGUAUCUGGCACUGUUGAGCAUGUGGGUUGGUGGUCACCAACAAUUGUUAGAGGUGAAGACCGUGAAGCAGUUCACAUUCCAAACCACCAGUUCACAGUGAAUGUCGUGAGAAAUCUCAGUCAAAAAACUCAUUGGCGUAUCAAAACUCACCUUGCUAUAAGUCACUUGGAUGUCCAUAAGAUAAAUAAUAUUGUUGCUGACAUGCGCAAAGUCUUGUCCAAGAAUCCUCAAGUUGAGCAGCAGAGGUUGCAUAGAAGAGUAUUUCUGGAUAAUGUUACUCCUGAGAAUCAAGCUCUUUUGAUCUUGGUUUCCUGUUUUGUGAAGACAUCACAUCAUGAAGAGUAUCUAUGCGUCAAGGAAGCUAUACUGUUGGAUCUUCUCAGAGUCAUUAGCCAUCAUAAGGCCCGACUUGCCACACCAAUUCGUACAGUUCAGAAAAUGUAUAGCGACACCGACUUGGACAAUGUACCAUUUGCAGAUACAAUAUAUAACCAUUCUGGAGUAACAUCCAGACGCCCACUCCUACUGAUUGAACCCUCGUACAAAAUAAAUGGAGAAGAUAAAAAAAGAGGCCGUAUGCAAACAAGUGGAGAGCGCGAUGGGAAAUCCACAAUGCGGCCAGCACCUGACUCCAAGGUCAGAGAAACACCAACUUCUGACACCAAGGCAGAUUCUAAAGUUGGAGCAACACCAGCAUCUGACUCCAAGACCAGAGAAACACCAUUAUCUGACACCAAGGCAGAUGCCAGGAGUGGAGAAAUGCCAAAUUUAAACACGAAGGAGGAUUCGAAGGGUGCAAAAUCAUCUAUUUCUUAUCCCCAAGUUGGUGACAAAGAAACAGGGAUGUCAACAUAUAAUUCUAUCUCCAAGAUGAAUUCUAGAGACACUGAAAAGUCUGAUUCUGACUCCAAAGCAGCCGGCACAGUAUCUGAUAAUUCGACGCAAAAUAUCUCUGAUAGAAAGCAACUUAAGACUGCAAGUUUAGGGAAUGUUAUUCCGAGCACUACUAAUAAACCUACAUUUUCCUCAUCCGAAGGUGGUGCUGACAAAACAAGUGGGUCAGCGGCUUCUCCAGUGAAACAGGAAGAUGAAAGGAUGCCAGUUCCAGAGCCACCACCAUCAAGGCCUGCUAUAGAAGAAAAUAUAGUGCUUGGUGUUGCUUUAGAGGGCUCAAAGAGAACCCUUCCUAUCGAGGAGGGGAUGGCUUCCCCUUCGCCUCAUGUAGCGGCAAAUGAUUUGGCAUCUAGCCGCAAAGGAAAUGCAUCUCCAAUUGCUGAUAAGGGAAAGAAAAAUUAUCAGGUUCCAGCUGCACCGGGUUCAACAUCUGGUAGUGAUUGA